Molecule: messenger RNA, 3403 nt
Organism: Dicentrarchus labrax (European seabass)
Lineage: Eukaryota; Metazoa; Chordata; Actinopteri; Moronidae
Gene: nradd
Product: neurotrophin receptor associated death domain
Exons: 7
Coding region: 831-1805 (324 amino acids)
Biological process (GO): Rho protein signal transduction
Cellular component (GO): cell surface; plasma membrane
Molecular function (GO): nerve growth factor binding; death receptor activity; coreceptor activity
Source: RefSeq, a predicted model, not a curated record
AGAGCUUGCAUGAGCUUUUUCCUGCCUCAUCUGUUGCAAAGCUGCAGGAGAGGUGGCAGCCCGUGCAUCCUGCCAGCCGAAAACAGAAGAAACUUUGUGUUAACUUACACAGAAUCAGCAGGGAACGCAUUGAGAGAAGGAAAUGCGUCUACCGCGCUGUUACUGGAAGAACCUACGGAUUACACAGCCUGCAUUGUAAAGCCGCUUUCUCAUGCGUAAAAAAACCCAUCUGAUUACAGGACUACACCGAACUUCCCCGUCUGCAAAAAAAAAAAAAAAAAACAGCACGUUUUUUAAGGAGAAGUUGCUCUCUUUUUUUUUAGUGUCACAUUUACAUUUCGAGAAUUUGGAAGUUUUGAUGCCACUUUUUGUGCGAUUGUUGAGGGCUGAAAAAAAAAGUUGUGUGUCAGAGAUUUUGAGGCGCACCAAUCCGUCCGCUCGAAGGAUUUUUGGAGACUGAAGACAUGAGACUGUUUGUCAUCUGCGCGCUUCUGCUGUUAAAAGCACCAGUGGGUAAAGUGCCAAGCCUUUGGCAGUUCCUGCUCUGAACCGCGUUGGCACUCCAGGACGACUUACAGAGCUAGACCAGCACAGACCCACAGCAGGCACUGUCGAAAUCCAAGCUGGAGGUUACUCUUGGAGAUGCCUGCGCCAGUGGCAAGUUCACUGAAUCAGGGCAGUGUUGCAGUCUGUGUCCCGCCGGCUUUGGAGUGGAGGUAGAGUGUGGGAAAGAGGAUACCAAGUGCACACCAUGCCCACAGGGAACAUUUUCCUCAUCCGAAGGCCUCGGCCCUUGCCUUCCGUGCGCCAAGUGCCCACUGAGUGUCCCCAUGUGGGCCUCUUGCUCCGCCACUCAGGACACACAAUGUGAAUGUGACAGCGGCUUCUUCUUUUUGAGCAACCAUGGCCUGUGUGCGUCUUGCUCCAAGUGCAGUCGUGGCGAGGGUGUUAUCCAGGACUGUGGCCCACAGGGAAACAGACUGUGCCAGAUCUGUGGCCCAGGAACAUUUUCUGAGGAGCUGGUUAGCACCAAACCCUGCCAGACCUGCACCCAGUGCUCUGACAGUGAAGUGGAGAUCCGAGCUUGCAUGCCCAACUCUGACACACUCUGCAUGGAUAAGAAGCUGCACAUUCUGUCUCGUCCUGCUCUGGAUGUGCCCGGUGGGACCCGAGAUGUUCCUCUCUUGCCAGGUGUCGAGACGGUGACACAGGAAGGGGACACCGGUUCUGCACCUGGAACGCCCAAGUUUACCCCACAGGAUGAUGGUGGCAGCAACAACAUUCUGGCCUACGUGUCUGUUCUGGCUGCUGUGGUGCUGGGUCUGCUAGUUUAUGUGGCUUAUAAAUGCUGGAGAUCAUGUAAACAGAAGAGGGCUCUCUCUAAAGCCCGUGCAGCUGAGUUGGGAACAUCUCCAGAAGGAGAAAAGCUCCAAAGUGACAGCGGCGUUUUCCUGGACUCCCACAGCAUACAGGACAACCAGCCCAGCAAAGGUACAAAGAGGGACAGCAAGCAGGACAAUCGUCUGUACAUCAACCUACCCCCCCACAGGCAGGAAGAGGUAGAGCGCCUCCUGCAGGAGGGAGGGGGCAGGGGGUGGAGGCAGCUGGGGGCAGCACUGGGCUAUGAGCCUGAACAGCUGGACUUGUUUGGGCGUGGAGAAGCCCCCGCUCACACGCUCCUCUCUAACUGGGCCCAGAAAGAAGGCUCCACCCUGGGGCUGCUGUGUUCUGCACUGGCUCGCAUCGAGAGGCCUGACGUGGUAACAGCUCUUAACUGCCCCGCGCAGGGUGUCUCUGUGGUCUGACAACUCCCCAAACACGUAUGACACUAACAGACUCAAGAGAAGAACUUGAAAUGACAAAAGAGGCACUCUGAUAUCAACACCUCUGUCACUGUUGGAGGCUACCACUGAUGGUUCUGUUUGCUUUGUUGGGACACUUAUAAUUCAGUUUUUACUAACAAAAGAGACCAAAAAUUAUUCUUGUAACACUUUCCUCUAUCCAACUGCAUGUAAAAGUAUCCUGCAAUGUGUCUGUUCAAGCAAAUCACCAGUUAUCAGGGGAAAUUAACUGAAUAUACAGUAUGUCACACCGCCACUACUGAUGGAACAAUUUAUUUCAGUUAUGGUUAAGCCUCAAUGCCUUGCUCAUUGGACACUGCAGAAACCUGGUCAGAUUGGAUUAGACCUACAAUAACCUCCACAUGCGCUAUAAGUACAUAUUCAACAUUGUUUACAUGUACACAAAUUCUGGUUACUGUGAGCAUUCGGUUAGGAGCAGGUAACAGAAUAAUGUGUUUACACGUGUUGCAUGCAUUUGCUCGUUCUAAAACCACUGUUUACAUGUUAUUUGAACAGUAAUCAGAUUUUUCCCAUGCUCCCUCUUAAAAACCUCAGCCUCCCACGUGCUAUUGUAAACAAAUGGACGGCUUAGAUCAUCAGAUUUGUCGUCUGGCUAGCCUUGUUUUAUGAAUCACAACUGCAGCAACCACUUUGGUAUUGCAGUUCAUUUUUGCCAACAACCAUGCUUCAAACAGGAUACGACUUUCCCUAUUUGGAUCAUUUCAGUUCACAUGGUCUUGCCUAAAAAGAGAAAACUCCACCCAAUUAAGAGUUUACACGGCCAAGUGAUCAGAUUUCUCCAGUAGAAAUUCAGUAGAGGUCAAGGGUCUUCUUAACCAUGCCAAUGAUGCUUGUAGUUGGUAUUUUCUUUAUAAGAACACUUUAUCAAAUGUGUAGAUGGGAACUACUCACUAGAUGGUUUUUAAAAUGUGUGGCCUUGUUCUGUUUUUUUCUUAUUAUUUUUCUGCUGCAGUCUCUGAGUAGCCUUGGUAUUUAUUUACACUGAGGUUAUGUUAUGCACCAGUGAUGUUUCAAAUCUCAUCAGAAGACACACAAAAAUGAAGCAUUAUGUUAAAUCUAAAAACACCUUUCCUAGCUCUUCCUAAUAAUCAUCUAUGAUUGUAAAUACCUUAAAUAUUGCUUUGUUUUGAUAAGUCAUGGCUUACAGUGAGAUCUUAUUAACUGUGAAGAAUGAAGAAAAGGAAUAGAGAUUAAUCUUUUCCCUCUAUAUUCAUAAUACACAGCUACAUCUUUGUCACCUUGAUUUCUCAUAUUAGACAGAAAGUUAAAAUCCAAGACACCAUUAACAUCCAAUACACGUGUCCAAGUUGCCAUCUUGCUUUUGUAUUUAUUUCAUCACCAUUUCAAGUCUAUAACUAAAUAAAAUCUAUGAGAACCAUGGACAUCUGCAGUGUGCUAGUUACGCAUAUGUGAUGGCCUCAGAUGGUUUGAUAUUUUUUUAACGCCAGCCAUGUAUGGUUUUGUGUAUAUAUUUCCUGAUGGUUUGCCUCAAUGUGUUUUUUGUAAGAGUUUAUCAUUUAAUAAAUAACUUUGAUAAGUCA